Messenger RNA from Aspergillus versicolor CBS 583.65, 1022 nucleotides. RefSeq lists its product as uncharacterized. The record is from RefSeq and is a predicted model, not a curated record. Lineage: Eukaryota; Fungi; Ascomycota; Eurotiomycetes; Eurotiales; Aspergillaceae. The transcript has a single exon. Bases 182 to 991 code for a protein of 269 amino acids. Gene Ontology annotation, molecular function: phosphatidylcholine lysophospholipase A1 activity.
CAUUACUGGCUGAUGUCCUGCUCCAGUGUUUCGUCGAUAUCCAUCUCGCAACCCUCGCAAGUCGCAACGUCUGGGAAGCUGUAUAUGAUACUUGGGUAUUCAAGGACUCCAUAAUUCUACAGCUGUAAUUCUGUUGUACACUUCAAUCCCUUGUGUCGCUGUUGUCUAUAUCAUAUCUGCCAUGCUCUACCUCCAAACCAUAAGUUAUGCAGUCGCAUUCGCAUUCACAUUUCCCCUGGUGACAGGGUCACUUCCACCCCUCCGCAUAAUGCCACUAGGCGACUCCAUAACACGCGGAACCAGCUCCCCAGAUAUAACAGGAUACCGGCACAAACUCCGCAGCACACUGCAAAACCAGCAAGCAGGCCUUGAAGUCGACAUGAUCGGCAGUCUACAGGAAGGCGAAAUGGCCGAUAACGACCACGAGGGCCAUAGCGGGAAAUAUCUGUCUGAUAUACGGCAGUAUCUGGAGCUUUCGAUACAGGCGCAGCCGAAUAUCGUUUGUCUCCAUGCCGGCACGAAUAAUAUGGACCUUGAGGUUGAUCUUGAUUCUGCGGGGGGUGUUAUGGAGGAUAUUAUUGACCGGCUGCUGGAGGCGAGUCAGGGUGUGACGGUUCUUGUGGCGCCGGUGAUUUGGGCGAAUGAUACGCGCAUACAGGCGAAUACUGAUGCGUUUAAUGAGAAGCUUGCGAAUAUUAUGGAGGGUAUGGAGGGGAGGCAGGUUCUGUCUGUGCCGGUUAAUAUUACCCUUGAAGACCUGUGGGAUCGCAAGCAUCCGAACGAGCGGGGGUAUGGGAAGAUGGCGGAUGCGUGGUUCAAGGCUGUGCUGGAUGCGCAGAAGCGAGGGUGGAUUAGAGAGCCAGAGAGCGUUGACAAGGAUGAACUGCCUGGGAUGGGAUUGGGACAGAGUAACGAUGGAGAGACGAGUCGUGCUUCUAGGGUUAGAGCUCCUUGGAUUGUGGGUGUGUAUAAUAGUCUAAGGUUGUUAUAAUACUCGGGAAAGUAUGGAAGACCGAUCAAUU